Wallemia mellicola CBS 633.66 is the source of this 1119-nucleotide messenger RNA. RefSeq names its product FMN-linked oxidoreductase. Gene Ontology annotation, biological process: tRNA dihydrouridine synthesis. Gene Ontology annotation, cellular component: cytoplasm. The record is from RefSeq and is a predicted model, not a curated record. The coding region runs from base 63 to 1064 and encodes 333 amino acids. The transcript has 4 exons. NCBI's taxonomy places the organism in Eukaryota, Fungi, Basidiomycota, Wallemiomycetes, Wallemiales, Wallemiaceae. Gene Ontology annotation, molecular function: tRNA dihydrouridine synthase activity; flavin adenine dinucleotide binding.
CUAAAGUUGAAAAUAAGCCAUUUGAGAGCGUAGAUUACUCGAACGGACUGCACUUGGCACCUAUGGUGAGGAGUGGUACAUUACCAACCCGGCUCGUCAGUUUGGAGUACGGUGCAAAGCUUGUCUGGACGCCUGAAGUGAUAGACAAGGCUAUAAUAGGAUCACAUAGGGUCUACAAUGCGAAAACUGGUGUAAUAGAUUACAUAAAAGAAUCAGAAAAUAAGCCAGUUUGGAGCACACAUGCGUUGGAGAGGCCACACGUUAUAUACCAAAUUGGUUCAUCCACCCCAGAACUCGCGGUCGAGGCUGCAAAGACAAUAGAGCAGGAUGUCGCUGGUAUAGACCUCAACUGUGGCUGUCCGAAGCAUUUUUCCGUACAUGCUGGUAUGGGUGCAGCUCUACUGACAAAUCCUGAUAACCUUGUUGCAAUCCUGAACGCACUCUGUGAGGCACUCCCCCAUAAAUCAAUCAGCUGCAAGAUAAGAAUGCUGUCUACUCAGGAGGAGACCAUAAAACUCAUCGAACGGAUUUGCAGCACUCCAAUAAAAGCUAUAACAAUACAUUGCCGGACAAAAUCCAUGCGUCCAAGUGAGCCAGCCCAACAUGACCGGUUGGUUGAGAUACGUGAAGCUAUUGAGAAACUGAGACCGGACGUGGCUGUUGUAUGCAAUGGUGACGGUACGAAUUACAAACAGGCACAGGAUAUAAUGAAAAAGACAGGGGUGAAUGCAGUCAUGAUUGCUCGUGGCGCAGAGGCUAACCCAACAUGUUUCUCGAAAGAUGGCCCUGUCAAAAUAGGCGCUUAUUGGUUACAAGUUGCACAUGCAAUAGAGAAUAUAUUCCCAGCUACAAAGUUCUGCACCGGACAGUUCACACCUUUCGCUAAAUAUGGGCAGAUAAGGAAAAAAGAUAGAGCACAACUCAAUCAGGCUAUAUCACAAGCGAAAUCAAAUGAGCAGCUCGCUGAAGCAUACCAGAUUACGCUCACAAAUGAGAAAGGUCUGGAUGGCGAGAUGUUUGAGAAUAUGAGGAAGGUUAUUGAACGCCGCAAGAGCGUGCUAUAAUGAUAAUUAAAUAGAUUUUGUUGUACAAUAUAGUAAAUUAUAGAAUAUAUACACC